AAGUUUAGAUAGUUUGCUCUCUUCUCUUUGAAAUAAACAAAUAAAUAAAAUAAAAAUGAAAACAAAGUGAAGCCAAUAACCAUAACUUUCCCAAAGGAGAAAGAAACCAAUAAGAGAGCAAAAAUAUCUCAUUGGCUCACCUCUCGCAUCAUCAUCAACCAUAUUAACCCUAUAACCAAUGCCCUUUUUUUUAACAAAUAACCAAUGCCCUUUUGCUUUAUGGCGAAAGACAGAUAGAGAAAACAUACCCUCCCUAGCUAGCUAUUUAUAAACAGAUCAUACCUCUUAGUCUUACUUUUCUUUCAUUUCUCAUCUCCUAGUUCCUGAUUUCCCUAUAUCAGUCUUGGCUUAUACCAUUUGUUCCUCAACAACACUCUCACUCUUAUUUUUUUAUCAUCCCCUUGAUCUGUUCACGUUUCUAAUUCAUUCAGUAUCAACAUAAGCAUCAUUCUUUGUUAGUAAAAACUUACCUUUCUUGAUACAGUUUCUUAUGCCUUUUCAAGCUGCAUUUGUUCUUAUUAUGCCUUUACACGCCUAUUAGCUAUAGACUACACACUUCCUCAAGAUAAAAGUUCGCAUCUUUAUAAGCAAAGAUAACAAGAAGCAAAAACCCAAAUCAAAUCUUAGCCUUGUUCUCAGCUUUUCCAAAUCAUGAAUCGUGUAGGGCGAGUGAAAGAAGAGUAUGCAGGCGCUGGCUCAUCAUCUUACUCAUCAGGUUUAGCAGUACCUCAACCAGUGGUGGGACUCAAUGAUGCUGGUCCUCCUCCUUUUCUCACAAAAACCUAUGAUAUUGUUGAGGACAUAAGCACAAACCAUAUAGUUUCUUGGAGUAGAGGUAAUAAUAGCUUUGUUGUUUGGGAUCCACAGGCCUUUUCCCUGAGUCUUUUACCCAGAUACUUCAAGCACAACAACUUCUCCAGUUUUGUUAGGCAGCUUAACACUUAUGUAAGUAGUCUUUUUCUGUUUUUGGUUUUUGAUGACUUAUGGAUCUUCAACUUUCAACUUCUAGCGGAAACAAUCAAGGGGUUUAGAAAGGUUGAUCCAGACAGGUGGGAGUUUGCCAAUGAAGGGUUUCUCAGAGGGCAAAAGCAUCUUCUCAAGAAUAUUAGAAGGAGAAAAACUCCACAACCACAGAAUUCUCAGCAGUCUCUAGACCCUUGUGUUGAACUUGGAAGGUUCGGCUUAGAUGGAGAAAUUGAUCGAUUAAGGCGAGAUAAACAAAUUUUAAUGAUGGAAUUGGUGAAGCUUAGACAGCAACAACAGAAUACUAAAGCCUCUCUUCAACUAAUGGAACAUAGACUUAAAAGGACAGAAUCAAAACAGCAACAGAUGAUGAGUUUCUUGGCUAGAGCAAUGCAAAAUCCAAAUUUUGUGCAGCAACUAGUCCAACAGAAGGAUAAAAGGAAAAUACUUGAAGAUGUAAUAACUAAAAAGAGAAGACGGCCCAUCGGUCAAGUGCCUAGCAAUGAUCAAGUUGAUGAAGAAAUCGACCAAGGUAGGCUAGGAGUUGAACCUUUUGUUAAGAUUGAACCUGAGGAGUUUGGUAACCUUUCUGAGUUCGAAGUUUCAGACCUGGACACCCUAGCGAUGACCAUGCAAGAAGUGAGUGGAAGCCAACAUAACUUGGUGGAAGAAUGUAUAGAGAAAGGAUAUGAACACGCAGGCAAAGGUAAAGAUAUUGAUGAAGAGUUUUGGGAAGAUUUAUGGAAUGAUGAUACUGGGGAAGAAAUGGGCAUUUUGGGUGGACAAGCUGAAGAUGUAGAUGUGUUGGUAGAGCAGCUUGGUUACUUGGGUUAUAGUGAAAAUUAGACAAAGUUCUGCUGCUCUUUUUUUUUUUUUUUUUUGUACUUGCUCGCUUCAGUGUGAGUUGAAUCUAUUUAUAACUAGCUAUCUAACUGUCUGACUUUCUUUGUUUACUUGAUUUUUUCUUCCAGGCUGCCAAAAGCCGAGUGUAUUAGAUGUUUGGUUGUUUUGAUAUUGAUGGACUGGCAAUACACUGAAAGAUAAGUGCAGAAAAGCACAAAAAGUGUUCUUGGAAA
Messenger RNA from Ricinus communis (castor bean), 2039 nucleotides. Its product is annotated as heat stress transcription factor A-6b. Lineage: Eukaryota; Viridiplantae; Streptophyta; Magnoliopsida; Malpighiales; Euphorbiaceae. The record is from RefSeq and is a predicted model, not a curated record. Gene Ontology annotation, biological process: regulation of transcription by RNA polymerase II. Gene Ontology annotation, cellular component: nucleus. Bases 652 to 1809 code for a protein of 385 amino acids. The transcript has 2 exons. Gene Ontology annotation, molecular function: RNA polymerase II cis-regulatory region sequence-specific DNA binding; DNA-binding transcription factor activity.